UAUGCGUUUCCAAGGUCCUUUGUAUCUGUUUGGACUGUCUUUCUCUUUCCUCCGGUUUCUCAGAGUCGGGUUUCCUUUGUCUCGACGGCCGCGCCGCCCCCCCUUUUCCGGUUAAAAGCUCGGGCUCGUCGGCGAGCAGGCGAGAGUUUCUGGCUGCUGCAAAGCCUAUAAAUUUCUGCUUCCAGCGAGCCAAGGGAGUGAACCCACCUAUUUACCGUAUCGUCACUGCUGGCUGAUGGCUAGUGGUACUCGUUUAGCACGUCUGAAAAUGCUUGAAGAUGACGAUGUCUCAAAGCAUAAAACUAGAAGGCUUGACAAGUUAAAUGCAUCUCCUAUACAGAAGAAGGUGGGAAGCACAUUAAAAAAAGUACCUGAAACCCCUCUUAGAAGAUCAGUAAGAACAGAACGAGUUGAAUCUUCAAGUUCUAGUGCAAAUUCCAAAAAGCAUGCAAGUCCAAUUAUUUCUAAGAAUAAAAAGAUGGAUGAAAGUAUCGGGCCUUCAAGCACCUCGGAUAAAGUCAAGAAGAGUACAAGCCCACAGACUAUGAAGAGAAAAGAUGUUGGUAGGACUGUCUCUUCAAGUGCUGAAAAUUUCGUUGUGAGUGCAAGUCCGCAAAAUAAGAAGAGAAAGGUGAAUGUAAAUAAUACUGUGUUAGGAACAAAUGAUACCAAGGGUCAGGACAGGGAUAAGAAGACAAUCAGAAAACAUUUGCAUGUUCAGACCUAUAAAAAAUUGCUCAAAGGACAGGCAAAUAAAUGUGGAAGCCGAGGUGUCGGUGAUUUGUGCCUUCAAGAAAACAGUCCAUUGCGAGCAUUUCUUUCUGAUCUAGGUUCCAAUGUUUCCAAAACACAGGAGGUUGGAGACGGGAAAAGGAAUGUACAUGGCGAGGGAGACUCAGGUGCAGAAACUGUAGAGCCAUUGGAGAGAGAAGACUUGAAGAACACAGAGCUUCUAGAUUCCAAUUUAGAUACUCAUCCUCUUUGUGAUGAAGCCAAUCAAAACAAUGAGACGAAGUCCAGCAGGUUUAAAUAUCAAAAAAGGAUUCUCCAUGACACUUUAGUGGAAUCAUCCGUAAAGGAGGUGCCUCAUCAUGAAAGUUAUACGAUGAACAUAGAAUCAUCUUCUCCCAUUAUAGUGGAACCUCGUGUCAGUGAUAGUGAAGUCCGAUAUGACGAUUGCACUGGGAAUAACAGUAAUAUUGACUCUAAAGAAUGUUCAGCUCAUUCUCAAACUGCUGUUGAUCUUAUUCCCAAUAUAUGUUUGGUUUGCAAACUAUCUGGAGAGCUCAUGUCUUGUUUUGGAAAAGGUUGCAAACGAAGUUAUCAUCUAUCUUGUUUGGAUCGACCGUUGCCAGGUGCUUGGUUGUGUAAGUUUUGCGUGAAAAAGAAAUUGGAAUCAGGUGUGUACUCUGUGUCCGAAGGGAUAGAGUCUGUUUGGGACAUUGAUGAGGGAGUGCAGAGUGGAAAGCUUUACUUUGUGAAAUACAAAGGCUUUUCACAUUCCCAUAAUCGUUGGAUUUCAGAAAGCCAGCUGCUUCAUGACGCUCCUUCACUUUUGGCCAAAUUCAGAAAGAAAGGUCUGAAGGAGAAGGUAAUGAAGUGGAGAAAAGAGUGGGCUGAGCUUGAACGUUUGUUGGAGAAAAGGUUAGUUGUACUUCCAGAAACUUCUGAUGAGUAUACAUCAGGGCCUGCCAUGGAGACUUCAAAUAGUUGUAUUGAGUGGUUUGUGAAAUGGAAAGGGCUUGAGUAUGAUCAAGCUACAUGGGAGUUAGAAAAGUCUUUACUUUCAGGCUCAUCUGAGGCUGCAAGACUUGUAGAAGAGUAUGGACAUCGUCGUGAUCACGCCAAGAGGUUACAUGAUCCUCUGAGACGUGAGAAGGUUCUACGGGUAAAGAAAGAUUCUUUUUACAAACUAACUAAGCUGCCUGAUGGUUGUCCUACUGAGCUUGGUAACGAUCAUUUAGGCUCUCUAAACCGCCUUCGAGAAUUUUGGCACAAGUCUGUAAAUGCUGUGCUCAUUGAUGAUCAGGAACGUUUCACAAAAUCAGUCCUAUUUGCUCUUUCUUUGCAAUGCUAUGCAUACCAACCUUGUCUUGUUAUCACAACAUCAGAUUCUCUUCCACUAUGGCAAGCUGAGUUUGGCCGUUUGGCCCCAUCACUUAAUGUAGUAACGUAUGAGGGUGACAAAGGUGUUCGGAAGAUGAUUAGGAAUACUGAAUUUUAUGAGGAAAGUGGUUGCUUAAUGUUUCAGGUGCUUUUGGCAGAUCAUGAAGCUAUUAACGAAGACUUGGGUGAUAUAAAUUGCAUUGACUGGGAAGUUGUGAUCAUUGAUAAAUGUCAGAACCCAAAGAUGUUUAGAUUUCUUGAACAACUAAAAAGUCUAAACGCAGAUUUUAAGCUUCUUCUUUUUAAUGGUCAAAUGAAGGAUAGCCUUUCUGAAUACUGUAUCCUUCUUUCCUUCCUCAGCAGUGGAGGAACCGUGGAUGAUUGUUUGGCUGACCUAAAGGCUGAUACUAAUGAAGCCCAUGGUGCUCUUGCUACCGUGAAAGAGAAAUUUGCACAUCAUAUUGCUUAUGAACGUAAAGCUGACUCAUCUAAUUUUGUGGAGUACUGGGUUCCUGUUCCACUCUCUAACGUGCAAUUGGAGCAAUAUUGUGCAACUCUUAUUUCAAAUUCAAAUGUUCUUCGUUCAAACUCAAGAUCUGAUGUUGUUGGAGCUCUUCACAGUAUUCUCAUUACUACCAGGAAGUGCUGUGAUCAUCCCUACCUCGUUGACUUAGAACUGCGAGGUUUACUAACUAAAGGCCUCCAAACUGUCGAAUUUCUAAAUGCUGAAGUGCGUGCAAGUGGUAAAUUGUUCCUGCUGGAUAAAAUUCUUCAGGAGAUGAAGACUCGUGGAUUAAGGGUGGUGAUUCUAUUUCAGUCUCUAGGUGGACCUGGAAAAAUUUCUCUCGGUGAUAUUUUGGAUGAUUUUCUCCAACAAAGAUUUGGUGUAGACUCGUAUGAGCGUAUUGAGAGUGGAUUGAUCCUGACAAAGAAGGUGGCUGCUAUGAAGAUGUUUAAUAACAGGGAAAGUGGGAGAUUUGUAUUUCUGAUUGAAAAGCGUGCUUGCCUUCCAAGUGUUAAGCUCCAUUUUGUUGAUGCCGUAAUCCUAUUUGAUAGUGAUUGGAAUCCAUUGAAUGACUUAAGGUCUCUGCAGAAAAUAAGUAUGGAAUCACAACAUAAUUGCAUCAAGGUAUUUCGUCUUUAUACAUGUUUUACAGUGGAAGAGAAACUUCUAAUGUUUGCAAAACAAGAUACUAUUCUUGAUAGUAAUGUUGAAAAUAUAAGUCGAAAUAUUACCCACUCAUUGCUUGGUUGGGGUGCUGCUUAUCUAUUUCGGAAACUUGAUCAGUUCCAUUCAAGCUCUGAAACAACUUGUAUUUCUGAACCUUCAUUUGACACGUUAUGUUUGAAUGAUGUUAUUUUGGAAAUACUAUCCGAGUUGCCGGGAAAAGUUGAAAUCACUGGAACUGCCCCUCACUCUAUUCUCAUGAAGGCCCAACAAAUUGGAGCAACAUACCCAGGAAAUAUUGUUUUGGUAGGCGAGAAGGAAGGGAACUCUUUGCCUGAUAAUGAUACGCCAAGUUUUUGGCCAGGAUUGUUGGAAGGUAGAUAUCGUAGAUGGAUACAUAUAUCUGACCGUACACAAAGGAUUCGUAGGAAAGUUCACAAUUUUGAUGGAUUUGUAAAGAGGAAUGAAGCCGAAAGUGAAACAAAGAAGCGCCGAAAAAUCAACAUCGUGGAUCCAGUCAUGCCAUUAGAAUGUUCUCGGGAAAAGGGAGUUUCAUCUAAAGAUAUCUCAGAUGCUCAGAAAUCUCGCAUUGUUGAAUCUGAAGAUAGGGAACCAAAGCUUGAAGAACAAAGAAGUCUUCUUAGGUUACUUCGUCCGGAGUUAUUGAAACUGUGUGACAUUCUCGGGCUACCAGAAUCUGUGGCAGGCAAGGCUCAAGAGUUUCUUGAGUAUAUUAUGAAUAAUCAUGACGUAUGUUCGAAAAAGGUAACGGUGUUGCAGGCUUUGAAGAUCUCUCUGUGUUGGCGAGCUGCGUCCAUGUCAAGGCACAGGUUGGAUCGUAUUGAAUCUCUUGAGACUGCAAAAAAGCAUUUGCAAUAUGAAUGUACUGAAGAGGAGGCGUAUUCUGUCUAUUCAAGAUUGAGGAUACUGAAAGAAAAAUUUUCUUGUCAGGCAAGAGUAUUGGAUAAUUUGAUAGAUCUUAACUCUCUUGAUAAUCAAUCAUCCUGUUUGAAAAGGAUAGAUUCUGGAAGAAAAUCUCUACCUGAGAGGUCUAAAGAAAUAGCAGUUUCUGACACUAAAGGUUUAGUUACGAUUGGGGGAGCUCCCGAUAGUUUCAAUUCCUCUGAAAAACUAGUCUCACCAAAGAAGGGUCAUGCCCCUCAUGGAACCCCUAUAAAUUUUCAUCUGAACGUUGAACCAGUAGAAGAUAAACUUUUGAAAAAUCUAUUUGAUUCCAUUGAGAAAGUUUCUUUAAGGAGAUCAGAAGAUCUUUCCCACAAGCACCAAGCCGAAAUAUUACAUUUUGGAAAACAAAUGUAUGAGGAAAGGGUGCAAUUCGGAAAGGCACAUGAUCUUGAUUUGGAAUUUCUUCGCUCUAUACAUAUCGAUUUGACUGUUAUAAAUUGGAAGAUAAAUUUGUUAACUCAAGAGUUUUCUUCUAAAAUGGGCAGGCUUUGUCAGCACCAUAAACAACAGAAGGUAAAAUUGUUGUCCAUGCAGCUUGACAUGCGGAGGAAGGAACAAGAGUUGAAACAUAGUUGGUUGGUGAAGGCAAAAACUGGUCAGCUGGAGGAAUUCUUUGAUAAUCUUCCUCUACCAGAGACUGGAUUCCGGAUAGAAAAAUUCGAGGAAUCAAGUAAAUAUGCAGGUAAUUGCACUGAGUCUGGAACCAUUAUACUUGAUUCCGCACCCCCGUCUGACGGCACAAAUGCUGAAUUGAUUAAAGCACCUACGGGUGAAUCUAGUGAAUCAGAAGAAUCUUGUCUUGAAGUUACAUCAAAUAUCUCGAGUGGAAGUGUGGAAAACGUUAGACUGUCAAAAGAUGCUUUGAUUUCCCACUCUUUGUUGAGUAAUGAUACAAGACCUAUUAAGCAUAUUAGAUCAACUGUACAGCCAUCAAUUCCUCCUGGGCUGGCUAGUGUGCUGCCCAUGAAUGCAGAGAAUCAAAGUCCUCAGUUGGAAGUCUUGAACCAACGUAGUAGCAAACAGACUGACUUGGUUGAUGACUCAAUAUUGUCAACGGCCAUUCAUGCUGGGAAGCAAGAAGGUAGAAUUAGUUCUAAUAUUCUAAACAUGGUAGGGUACAAGGGACAUCUCCUUUCCUCGGUACAAGGGAUUGCAAAUUCUGUGACUGCAAAUACUUUCUCGUCUAUUCAGGAAUUUUUUACUGCUGAGCAUCGAAGACCUAUUGUGACUUCUGCUUCCGGAAAUAACCAAGGAUUGGAUUGUUCUCAUGAUGUGGCUAAUCCACGAUCAAAUGUUUCCCUGCCACCUCCUAUGGAACUGAUGUGUAGCAAUGAUGCAGCACCUUUAAGUUUUACUAAUUGUCAGUCGUCUAUAGCUGAGCCUGACCUUGACAGAGUCCCGCCUGUUGGAUGCCAAGCGGAGGCUCGUUCGGGGCCAUAUUGUUCUGUUGGGCAGAGUGAAGUUCCAGCUCAACCGACAAUUAUGGAACCACCGGUCCAUCCAAUCCUAGAUAUUACAGAGCAUCCACUUACACCGCAAGAUGUUUUACCAGAAGAAUUGGCUUACAUACAUCUUAGAGAAACUGAUAAUCAGCAGAUCACUGAGAAUAUCCUUGAUCCAUCCAGAUCUCAGGAAGAUUUACCAUCCGAAAGAGCACCCUCUGAAGAUCUAAGAAGUGCUGGUGUUCAUUUAGAUCAAGGAAACCAGUUAAUUCCAGAUUUUUUGUCAAUAGGCUGGGUACCGGCUCAACCCAUUUAUGCUGAUCCAUUUCAGAAUGAAUUAUUAAGAAUCCGAAAACAGAAUGAUUCAUGUACCAAAAAGCAUGAAGAAAAGAAAGCACGACUUCAAUUUGAGUGUGAACUAGAAAUAGAGAAGGUGAGAAGGAAAUAUGAUGCUCUAGUUCAGGAUGCUGAGAGGGAGCAUCUUCGGGAUCAAAACUUGGUUCAGGCAAUUUAUGAGAAGGUUUUCUUGCAUAAAGUUUUCGCAGAAGAAGUUAGGUCUAAGUUUUUUGAUAACAAAGAAGGAAUAUCAACACCAUUUCGAGGUCUGGAACUUAACCGUCCGAGCUUAAAUUUAUCUCAGCAGCCUCUGACAUCGCUAUCACAACCUCAGUCUUCCUUAAGGCCAGACUCAAUUGCGCCUUUCAUACCACCUUCAACUACCUCUUCUCAUCCUGCAACGUUAACCAUAAAUCAGGAAUCAACCGUCCCUCUACGUACUCCCAUAAGACCGCGAAAUCGUUUGCCAGCUUUGGCUCCAGUCCAUUCCACCGGAUCAUCUAGUCAAGCUGCUACGGUCUUCUCGCCCGCUACAGCCAGAGUGUGUGCACCUCGAGCUAACCUACAAGGUAGCCGCUCGCCUGCUCCUCAUCUCCAACGCUUUAGGCCCAAUGGGUCGUCGGUUCCAACUUAUAGCAUUCCAACUCCAGCUACUACUCAGCAGCCUUUACCUGCUGGCCAAGUUUCUACUACUGCAACAUCAGUUGAUUUGGUUUCUGUUUUGCCACCACCAUUAAACUCCACGCAACCUUCCAUCUCUCCUGCUCUUUGGAACUCGCAGCCUACGAGUUCUCCUAUGGAUCAGUUAGGCCAAGAUUUGGAAGCUGACUUACUAGAAUCUUUGCUGUUAAACUUACCAGGAAUGACUAAUGGAUUCCCUACCUCAAAUACGAUUGAUUUGAGCUCUAAUGCCUCACCAGACAUAAUCUGCUUAUCGGAUGAUGAGUAACAUACGAUGAAGAGGAAGGAUUAUGCACUACGGGGUGUAAUUCUGUAUAUUUUUUAUGAGACUCUCAGCUGUGCUCUUCACUUUCUUUGGAAGGCAUAAACUGGUCAAGUUCUAAGAUUGAGCUAAAAAUGAGUUGGGACUUCACCAGCAAUCUGCAGAGAGAUCAAGGGCUUCUUCCUUCUAUGAACUUCUGGUUGGUUGUCCACUCUCUUGGUUAGAAGUCUCUUUUCUGGGACUUUCAUUUUUGUAUACCAGAAUACUGAGCAUGUGUUGUAUGUAAAAAUUAGAUGUAAAUCUUUUAUCUAUUAUUUUAUAAAGAACGGUUACUAUAGUCGAAAUUCUUUUUAUAUGUAAUUACUUUUUAAGAAUUUCUUUAUAGGAAUUUCUUUGAAGCUGACUCCAGAUGACUGCUUUAUGUUCAUCUUCAACAAAGAAUUUCAGCAGCCUGAUUCCAUCAAUUAAUAGGAAGUAAUCACCAGGGAAGCUGUGGAAUAUUGUGCUUGUUGGCCAAUAGUUUUUGUGUAAUUUCUAUGUUUUUAAAAGAAUAGAGAUUCUUGUUAUUUUAAAACAAGAUAAAUCUGUAUUUGAGAGAGUAGGUAUGGGAGGAUUUGUGAGCGGUCAUCUUUGUACAAAAUUUUAACAGCAGAGCUAGGGUUGCAAAUGAACCGAACCAAACUGAGUAUGUAAGUGUUCAUGUUUGAGUUCAUUUAUUAUCAACUUGUUCAAA
This is a messenger RNA of Dendrobium catenatum, 7694 nucleotides long. RefSeq lists its product as uncharacterized. Gene Ontology annotation, biological process: chromatin remodeling; negative regulation of transcription by RNA polymerase II. The transcript is spliced from 19 exons. NCBI's taxonomy places the organism in Eukaryota, Viridiplantae, Streptophyta, Magnoliopsida, Asparagales, Orchidaceae. Bases 236 to 6967 code for a protein of 2243 amino acids. Gene Ontology annotation, molecular function: ATP hydrolysis activity; DNA binding; ATP binding. Gene Ontology annotation, cellular component: chromatin; nucleus. The record is from RefSeq and is a predicted model, not a curated record.